AUGGAGAAGGUGUUAACGAAAGUGACGAGCUUCAAAGUGGGAGGUUCAUGGGUUUCCAAGAAAGCCAAGGAAGAGCUCUCCAACAUAACCAAUGAUCUCACCACUUUCUCUAGCACCGUUGAAGAAAAAGCGAAAUGGGUUUUCAACAAGCUUAAAGGAAAGCCACUCAAAAGCUUACCAGAACUACUCAAAGAAUACAACUUACCAUCAGGACUCUUCCCACAAAACAUAAUCUGCUACGAAUUCGACGAGACCAAGAACAAGCUUACUGUCUUCUUCUCUACACCGUGCGAAGUCACAUUCAAAGAUGGAUCAGCGAUAAGGUACGCAACACGUGUUAAAGGGAUCUUGCUUAGAGGGAAACUGAUGGGUGUGGAAGGAAUGAAGACAAAAAUGUUGGUUUGGGUCAAAGUCACAACAGUCUCAGUGGAGAGUUCAAAGUCGGACAAGCUUUGGUUCACUGCUGGUGUCAAGAAAUCUCGGUCUAAGAAUGUUUACGACACACCUCAUGAUGCUAUCAAAGUCGUUGGAGAGUUCUAAAAUAUGUUGUUUGCAACGGUUUAUUACCAUUUUUAAAUUUCAUAAUUGGUUAUUUGGUUUUAUUUGCAUUUUGGGAAGAGGUAUAUAUACAACUCUCAUCUUGGUUAAAUGUGUUUCUUUUUGCCCCCACCCGUAAAUCUCAC
Eruca vesicaria subsp. sativa (arugula) is the source of this 683-nucleotide messenger RNA. NCBI's taxonomy places the organism in Eukaryota, Viridiplantae, Streptophyta, Magnoliopsida, Brassicales, Brassicaceae. The record is from the annotation of a GenBank genome assembly.